AUGUUGAAGAAAUUGCAAUAGUCAGCCAAGGGAGCAUAUAAUCAGAGAUUUGGAAAUGAGAAAUAUGAAGAAAUGGAAGAAGAAAAGAACAACAAGUAAGCAGAUUCGCUAUUCUCAUAAUUUAAUGCUACUCUCCAAUUCAAUCAGACCGAUAACAACUGCUAAAUAAAUAAUAACCAGGAGCAAGUUAUCGAAAUUUCAGACAGAACUUAAAUAGAUUUCACUAAAGCACUCAUACCAGAAGAACUGAAAUAAUAAAUGCAGGAAGAAGAAAUUAAGGAGAUUGCCAUUGAAAACAACAAAAAGAGUUACAAGAAGCCUAAAAAAAAUGAUGAUAUGCCAGAAUUUUUAACAAAAAAAAUAUGUUUAAAUGAAAAUGGUGAAAACUACUACGAAAUAGCAGCCAAAAAAGCAAAGGAAUAAAACAGUACUAUGUUCUAAUUAAAACAUUUUGUAAUAACAAAGGCUACAAGUGUGCAAUAACAGGUCAAAAAAUCUCUCAAAAAACUAGAUGCUCAUGUCAAAAAAAAAAUUUUAGAAAAGAAACAACAUAUCAACCUUUGGAUAGCAGGACAAUUAGAUGCUAAAAUUGUAUCUUUAAUGAGUAACAUGGAACCAAAAAUAACAGAGAGUGUAAAGAAAUCAGUCCCUUUUGAUUUUAUGUAAGACUUCAUGCAUGAUGCAGCCAUUAAUUUGUGGAAAGAUUUCACAGAUUUAGUCAGAUUAGAAUUAAGGGCAAAAUUUGAUAGUAAGAAAGUUGAAAUCAAGAAAAGAGAAGUUAAAGGUCCUUUAAAUAUAUUAAGAAAUUUUAUCCUUUAUUCCCUUUAUCCUGCAGAUCUCACAACUAAAGAUCACAUGAAUAGAAUUUCUUUUAAGGUGCUGAAAUUAUGUCAAUACAUACCAUAUGUGGGUAUAUAACCAUUAAUGUUUUGUAUCAUUCUACUUUGUAUCAACAAAGAAGAAUAUUAAUUAGUUAAUUACAUAGCAGAUUAUAAGUCUAUAUAGUUUUUAACUAAUGGAAUAAUUCCCUGUCUAAUUGCCUACUUCUAUUAUUUUUUCUAUGAUCAAGGACCAUCAUAUCAUCAGCCUAUUUUUGUGCUCCUUUUCACAUUUUUGGCUCAGUGUAUUAAUGUUUGGAUAGCUUUUUAUUUGUUAAAAAGGUCUCAUUCCCAGGGGGAAGUUUUAAAAGCAGAACUAACAAUAACAUAAGAAGAGAAAGGAGGUAGAUUAAAAUACUUUUUAAUUUAUGAUCUGAUUUGUUUAGUUGUAACUGUUUGUGCAUCAAUUAUUGUCUAUUUCUCACACACAAUGAAUGACCCAAGAUAAUCAUUUGGAGAUUUGUUAUUUUUUGCAAGAACAAUAUAUGCAUUUUUCAGUUUCCCUUUCAUAAUCUUUAUGUUACCAUUUUUUGUUAAAUUAUUAACAAAUGCAAUUGCAACUGGCUAUGAUAAAUAUGGAAAUUGCAUAUAAGCCUUGAAUUCUAUUUAAAUGACUUACAGAGAAGCAGCUUUAAACAGGAAAGAAGACAUUGAUAUUGAAGAAAUUAUUGAUUAAGAUUAGGAUGACUAACAUAAGGAUGAUAGUAAGCUUACAAAUUAAAAUCAAGGAUUUAAUAAAACUGUUGGCUGA
This is a messenger RNA of Paramecium tetraurelia, 1629 nucleotides long. RefSeq lists its product as uncharacterized. The record is from RefSeq and is a predicted model, not a curated record. NCBI's taxonomy places the organism in Eukaryota, Ciliophora, Oligohymenophorea, Peniculida, Parameciidae. The transcript is spliced from 5 exons.